CCGCCAAUGGGCUGGAGAGGUCUGGAGGGAGGCGGGGAUUUCCUCGGCCAAUCGGCAGGGUGCGUGGUCUUUGCCGCUCUAUGCCGCUCCGCCCAGGCUCGCUGGUCCCAGAAGGCGCCGGGUUUCCCAAGAUGGCGGCCGACGUGUCCGUUACUCACCGGCCCCCGUUGAGCCCCGAGCCUGGGGCCGAGGCUGAAGCCACCGAGACUGCAGAACGCCGGGCGCCCGAAGAGCUGCCGCCACUAGAUCCAGAAGAGAUCCGGAAACGCCUGGAACACACCGAACGACAGUUUCGUAACCGCCGCAAGAUACUGAUCCGGGGCCUCCCGGGGGACGUGACCAACCAGGAAGUACAUGAUCUACUCGGCGACUAUGAGCUCAAGUACUGUUUUGUGGACAAAUACAAAGGGACAGCUUUUGUGACCCUGCUGAAUGGGGAGCAGGCUGAGGCAGCCAUCAGUGCCUUCCACCAGAGCCACCUGCGGGAGCGCGAGCUGUCCGUGCAGCUGCAGCCCACGGACGCGCUGCUGUGUGUGGCCAACCUGCCCCCAAGCCUCACACAGGCACAGUUUGAGGAGCUGGUGCGGCCCUUCGGCAGCCUGGAGCGCUGCUUCUUGGUCUACAGUGAGCACACCGGCCACUCCAAGGGCUACGGCUUUGCAGAAUACAUGAAGAAGGACUCGGCUGCCCGCGCCAAGUCGGACCUGCUGGGCAAGCCACUGGGCCCGCGCACGCUGUACGUGCACUGGACAGAUGCGGGCCAGCUCACGCCGGCCCUGCUGCACUCACGCUGCCUCUGUGUAGACCACCUGCCCCCUGGCUUCAGCGACGUGGAUGCCCUGCGCCAGGCACUGUCGGCCGUGCACACACCCACCUUCUGCCAGCUGGCGUGCGGCCAGGACGGGCAGCUGAAGGGCUUCGCGGUGCUGGAGUACGAGACUGCGGAGAUGGCCGAGGCUGCACAGCAGCGGGCUGACGGCCUGGCCCUGGGGGGCAGCCACCUACGCGUGUCCUUCUGCGCCCCGGGGCCCCCUGGCCGCAGCAUGCUGGCUGCACUCAUUGCUGCCCAGGCCACGGCCCUCAACCGCGGCAAGGGGCUCCUGCCUGAGCCUAAUAUCCUGCAGCUGCUCAACAACCUGGGCCCAUCCGCCUCCCUGCAGCUGCUCCUCAACCCCCUGCUCCACAGCAGCGCAGGGGGCAAGCAGGGCCUCCUGGGUGCGCCCCCUGCCAUGCCACUGCUCAACGGGCCGGCUCUGUCCACGGCGUUGCUGCAGCUCGCCCUGCAGGCCCAGAGCCAUAAGAAGCCCGGGAUCCUGGGAGACUCGCCCCUGGGCCCUCUCCAGGGUGGGCCCCAGCCAGCCAACCCCCUCCUCGGGGACCUGACAGCAGGGGGGACCCUGGCCCCGGAGCUGCCACCUCGGCGAGGAAAGCCACCACCCCUCUUGCCACCUCUGCUGGGCCCCUCUGGGGCUGACCGGGAGCCCAUGGGCCUGGGUCCCCCUGCAGCCCAGCUCACCCCACCCGCUGCUCCAGUGGGGAUCCGCGGCCCGGGUCUCAGGGGCCUACAGAAGGACAGCGGGCCCCUGCCCACAACCCCUGGGGUCUCACUGCUGGGAGAGCCCCCCAAGGACUACCGGAUCCCCCUGAAUCCCUACCUAAACCUGCACAGCCUGCUCCCGGCUAGCAACCUGGCUGGCAAGGAAGCCCGGGGCUGGGGGUGUGUCACGAGAGGCCGCCGCCAGCCCGAGGGAUCCUUGCCCAACGCCCCAGCCCCAGGUGGGGGCGCUGGUACAAGUGGCAGCGGCAGCAAAGCCUUCCCGCUCAAGUCCCGCCUUCUCAGCCCCCUCGCCGGCUCCCGCCUGCCCCCAGAGCCCGGGCUGCCCGACAGCUACAGCUUUGAUUACCCCUUGGACCUAGGACCUCGGCGGCUCUUCUCCCACCGGGAGUCAGCCCUAGGGCCUCAUGGACCCAGUCGACACAAGAUGUCCCCUCCGCCCAGUGGCUUCAGCGAGCGGAGUGGCGGAGGUGGCGGCGGGCCUCUCUCUCACUUCUACUCGGGCUCGCCCACCUCCUACUUCACCAGUGGCCUGCAGGCUGGCCUCAAGCAGAGCCACCUCAGCAAGGCAGCCGGCUCCUCCCCGCUGGGCUCCGGUGAGGGGCUCCUGGGCCUCGGCCCGGGCCCCAAUGGCCACAGCCACCUGCUGAAGACCCCCUUGGGCGGCCAGAAACGAAGCUUUGCCCACCUGCUGCCCUCACCUGAGCCCAGCCCAGAGGGCAGCUACGUGGGCCAGCACUCCCAGGGCCUCGGUGGCCACUACGCAGACUCCUACCUGAAGCGGAAGAGGAUUUUUUAAGGGAUGCUUUGGGGCUUUCUGGUGUUUUGUUUUGUGGUUGUUUUUGUUCUUGUUUUUUAAAUUUUCUUUCGGGUAAUAGAGAAAUCUCUGAAAUCUGAAAGACUUUGCUGACCAACCAGCCAGAGCCCAAAGAGUAUGGGGGUGCCCGGCUGCUCUGCGCCUCCAGACUGCUCCGGGUGUGGGAACCCACAGCCUUAAGAGAGAGGGGCCCGGCCUGCUCUCUCCCCCGCCCGCUCCUGUCCUUGCCUGGGCCUGGCUUUUGUCGGGGUCCCCUCCUGCCUUGUCACUCCUGUGUUUUGGCCUUUUGAGUGCCUUGGAGGUUUCCCUGACCUCCCGUGAAGAUCAGAGACUGUCCCCCCGCCCCCUUUUUAAUUUUGACAGUUGACUGUUUUUUUCCUUUUCUAAUUUUUAUUCUUUUUAAAGCCAUCUCAGAUGAACCCCCAGCUCUGAUUCCUUCAAGGUCCCACCUGUCCGGGCCUCCAUUCCACACUUCCGAUUUUCACCCGUCUGCUGCAGGCACGGCAUCUCUUGCCACUGCCUGCCCAC
This is a messenger RNA of Fukomys damarensis (Damara mole-rat), 2900 nucleotides long. It is a transcript of the gene Raver1, whose product is annotated as ribonucleoprotein, PTB binding 1. The transcript has 13 exons. Lineage: Eukaryota; Metazoa; Chordata; Mammalia; Rodentia; Bathyergidae. Bases 81 to 2354 code for a protein of 757 amino acids. The record is from RefSeq and is a predicted model, not a curated record. Gene Ontology annotation, molecular function: RNA binding.